AUGACCAUUUCCUAUGCAUUGAUUGCAGAAUGUGCCAUCAAGAGUACUUCUGAACAAAUUUUCUCGACCAAAAUCAUUGCCAAAACUCCACGUCAAAAAAAGUUAAGAUUGAUUGUACAAAAAAUCAUUCACAAGCUGAUGAGCGAGAUGAUGAGCGAGAUGAUGAUGAAUAGAAGUUCUUCUAUUUAUAAGCUCCAACUCACUCACAAAAUGUUUACCUUCUUCAUUCAGAAGGAACGAUCUAGUAUGGGUGGUGUGUUUUAUGUGGUCAUUAGAAAACAAGAUCAAGUCAAACAUAGAAUUUGUUGGAAAAUGAUUGAUUCCAUGUCUCAGGAAUAUCAUUCUCAAUAUUUGGAAUCGAACAGAAAGAUCAUUCCAAAUUUGUCUCAACUCAUGAAAUUUCAUAAUGAUCCCAACAAUGAUAAAAUUACCAAAUUGCAACACCCAUUGGAAGAAGAGAAGAAGGUUUUGGUUAAUCUUGAUAAGGUUUUGGAAAAUCGAAAUAUGCCUGAAGUAAUUGCCGAUUUGAAUCGGCCAACAAAUCUUGCAAUAAAUCAACAAUAA
Molecule: messenger RNA, 564 nt
Organism: Naegleria lovaniensis
Lineage: Eukaryota; Heterolobosea; Eutetramitea; Acrasida; Naegleriidae
Exons: 1
Coding region: 1-564 (187 amino acids)
Source: RefSeq, a predicted model, not a curated record